This is a messenger RNA of Helianthus annuus (common sunflower), 1124 nucleotides long. RefSeq names its product tubulin-folding cofactor B. The record is from RefSeq and is a predicted model, not a curated record. Gene Ontology annotation, molecular function: microtubule plus-end binding; alpha-tubulin binding. Bases 162 to 890 code for a protein of 242 amino acids. The transcript is spliced from 9 exons. Gene Ontology annotation, biological process: tubulin complex assembly; post-chaperonin tubulin folding pathway; cytoplasmic microtubule organization. NCBI's taxonomy places the organism in Eukaryota, Viridiplantae, Streptophyta, Magnoliopsida, Asterales, Asteraceae. Gene Ontology annotation, cellular component: nucleus; cytoplasm; microtubule plus-end.
UAAGGGACGAAAGAUGUAUUCUAAUCAUAACUUGAGUCACAAAGUAAAAAAAUUCAGUAAGCACAUUUUAAAAAAUCCCAAAAUCGCAGGGGGAAAGUUAGCUGCCAUUGUUUCUUCAGAUCAGAAAUCUAUCACGCUGCUAGAACAUUCGAUAAGAAGCAAUGGCAUCCCGCUUGCAACUUCCGGGAGAUGAUUCGGUUCUGUUACGUGUAACUCAUUCUAAUCUCAAGACAUUCUCUUCUGAUGUUAGAUUCUCACUUGAGAGCACAGUAGAAGCUGUUAAAGACAAACUAUGGAAAAAAUGCGGCACGGCUGUUGCUUCAAUGAGUCUUGAACUGUAUGAUGAUACCGGUGCUAAAGUAUCAGACACAAACGAUAAUUCACGACCUUUUGGCUUUUAUUCUCCACUAGACGGAUAUCGCCUGCAUAUUAUAGAUCUUGAUCCGUCAUCCGUAACAUCCGGUGGUUGGCUUGAGGACACUUCGCUGGUGGAGAAAUACAAAAUUUCCGAUGAAGCAUAUGAUAAACUUGAUGGUACAUAUAGAAAGUUUAAGGAGAAGCUUGGACCUCGAAAUACUUCUGCUCAGGGAUCUAAAAUGGAUGAUGAUUAUAUGAAAGAUAUUUGUGCAAAUAUUAAGGUUGGAGAUAGAUGUCAAGUGGAACCAGGGGAGAAAAGGGGUGUUGUGAAAUUUGUGGGCCGGGCCGAAGCUCUUGGGCCGGGCUUCUGGGUUGGAAUUCAAUAUGAUGAACCAUUGGGAAAACAUGAUGGCUUGGUAAAAGGCACACGGAUCUUCGAGUGCCCCCCACUUCAUGGAGCUAUGGUUAGACCAGAUAAAGUAAAGGUUGGAGAUUAUCCUGAAAGAGACCCCUUUGAAGAUGAAGAAAUCUAAGAGCAAGUUUUAUUUUCCAACAUUGAUUUUGGAAUAUUAAAAGCUUCAAAUGUUCUUGAAGACUUGAACUAUGAUCAUAGACUUGUUUCAUUUUAUAUUACAAAGCAUAUGAGUCAUCUUUGCUUGAGGUUUGGUUCGUUGUACGCUAACAUAUGAGAUUGUGACCGUUGCUAUGAACAGACCAUGUUUUAAAGAACGAUUUGAAUACGUAUGUACUGAUCUCAUGUUUUUACC